AUGCCAUUUAUAUCGAAGGACUGGCGUUCCCCCGGCGAGGUGUGGGUGAAAACUCAGGAGGGCUGGGAGAAGAAGAAAGUCCUCGAAUGCACGGCCCAGAGAUAUGCAGCUAUCUCUAACUAUAGUAACAAUGAUAACCAGCAGAAUUGGGACAGCGAAGAUGGAGAAAAAACUGAUGAAGUGGCCCGCGUUCCGCCACACUGUCACAUUACAAUAAAAUGUACUAGAGAGAUCGCUGGUUUCAACGGUCUGUCGGAAGCUGUUCGUAGAUUGGACUUCUCAUCAGCUGUUCGUGACGUCAGACGCUUCAACUAUAUCUGCGCACUCCUGGAACUACUGCUUGGUGGACAGAAGUUGACCAACUUACCAGGAGCUGCUCAGAAGUUGUUAUUAUCUAUGCUGGAACAACUAGCUGUCCAAGUGGCGCGGUCGAAGCAAAACCUUAACGCGCUUCGAGCGCUGCUGACAGCACUGGCAGCGCUUAGAGAGGCUGAACGACGAGCCUGUUGGGGUCGACCGCUGGGGUCCCGCGCGCUCUGGGGUCAUCAUAGACACGCCAUCGAACGGAUCUACCACAUCGCUGAUGGCAUCGCCAUACAAGAGCCGGGACCAGAAGUAGUUCCCAAGCUUCAUGAUUUGCCUGAGGAGUGCAUCCGAGAGAUAUUGUUGAGAAUAUCUGAUCACAGGGACUUAGAGGCUGCAUCAUCAGCGUGGCCAGUGAUGGCGUCGUUGUGUUCUGAACAGCAGUUAUGGCGUGAACUCGUCAACUUCCACUUCACACAACAACAGAUCGACUCGGUCAAUAAGGAUGAGAAGAAUAUAGACUGGAAUAAAGUCUUUCACCAGCUCAGGAAGUUGUACGGUCUAAGAGAAGACGCCCAGUACGCAGAGACAUUGUCUCUAUGUAGACACUGCAAAUGUCUGUUUUGGCGGUCCUUGGGACAUCCAUGUAUUGCCGACCAGUGUCCUGAAUAUCGUGAACGUGUCCGCGAGGCCGGCGGACCGCUCCCUCCACACCCGGUGCCUCCAGCGGCAUUCCUCAAGUUUUUCUCUCUUUAA
Molecule: messenger RNA, 1059 nt
Organism: Danaus chrysippus (African queen)
Lineage: Eukaryota; Metazoa; Arthropoda; Insecta; Lepidoptera; Nymphalidae
Source: the annotation of a GenBank genome assembly